AUGGAGCAGGGCACAGGGAGACAGCCUGACAGGGGAGGCCGUGGCCGAUGCCGGUGUCCCGGGGGUGGCGGGUGGGCGGCACUGGGGCUGCCCCGAGGCCCCGGUGACGGGCGGCUCUCCCCAGUGCGGGGGGCGAGGACUGCCUUGUGGUACGUGGACAGGAACGGCUCCUGGCACCCCGGCUUCGACUGCGACUUCCUCACCUUCUGCUGCGGCACGUGCCACCAGCGGUACUGCUGCCGCGACCCCCUGCGCCUGCUCACCGAGCGCCAGCAGCGCCACUGCCUCGCCUUCAGCCCCAAGACCAUCGCGGGCAUCGCCUCGGCCGUGGUGCUCUUCAUCGCCAUCGUCACCACCAUCGUCUGCUGCUUCAUGUGCUCCUGCUGCUACUUGUACCAGCGCCGGCAGCACCUCCGCACCCCCCUGCAAGGCCCGGAGAUCCCGCUGUCCGGCUACCCCCCCCGGCCCUUCCCCAUGGACCCCAAAGCCGGCCCCGUGCCCCCCCAGCCCGGCUUCGCCCCCAUGGCCAUGUACCCGCCGGCCGGCCCCGCCGCCCAGUACCCGCUGUACCCCUCGGGGCCCCCCGUCUACAACCCCACAGCGCCUCCGCCCUACGUCCCGGCACAGCCCAGCUACCCCGGAGCCUGA
Gavia stellata (red-throated loon) is the source of this 648-nucleotide messenger RNA. RefSeq names its product shisa family member 4 (gene SHISA4). NCBI's taxonomy places the organism in Eukaryota, Metazoa, Chordata, Aves, Gaviiformes, Gaviidae. The record is from RefSeq and is a predicted model, not a curated record.